AUGCUCUCCUCGAUCGUAUGGGCCAGGCGAGGCGUCCCGGCGGCGGUUCCACGCACGCAGGACCCGAUCGACAGCGAGGACGAGGCGGAGGCCGGGCCGGAUGCGACGGUAGCCGAGGCCAGCGAGGCACCGAGCGGCGCGAAGCGGCGAGCUCGCGGCGACGCGGCCGACUCGGACUCUGACGACUCGGAAGGAGGCCUCGCGCUGCCGUCGAUGACGGGCAACCUCGCCUACUACUCCAGCCCGAAGGAGGACCCGCACAUGACGCUGCGGGAGGAGGACGACGUCGACUCGGACGAGGACGACUUCGCGCUGCAGCCGACGGACCUCGUGCUGGUCGGCGCACGGUCCGAGGAGCAGUUCUCGACGGUCGAGGUCUUCGUGUACGAGGAGCCGCACGACAACCUGUACACGCACCACGACAUCCCGCUCCCCGUCUUCCCGCUCUCCCUAGCCUGGAUGGACUACCGUCCGCACGCCUCGCUCGGCGCCGCGGACGCCGCGGACGCCCGCCGCUCAAACAUGCUCGCCGUGUGGGACCUGGACGUGAUCGAUGCGCUCGAGCCCGUGGCAGUGCUCGGUGCCGAGGGCGCGCAGGCGGCGCUGGACGCGCAGGACGGCGCCGCCGCCGAGGCCGUGGCCGCGCAGAGCCGCGAGGGGAAGAAGAAGAAGAAGAAGAAGAAGGGCGCGGAGCCUCAGAAGAGGCGAAAGGGCGGCGCGGCGGAGGAGCGCGCCGCCCCCGCCCUCCGCCCCGCCCGUCCUCGCCCCCUCCCUCUGCCAGAGCUGCUCCCGCGAGAGCUGCUCCCGCGAGCCGGCUGCGCUGCAACGGCCGCCCGCCAAGCCCGCCCCCUCAAGGCCCCUCUUCGCCGCACGCAGGGCCACACCGACGCCGUGAUGGCCCUCGCGUGGAGCCAGCUGCGCCGGAACGUGCUCGCGAGCGGCUCCGCCGACACCACCGUCCGCCUCUGGGACUUGUGCGGCGACCACCAGCAGUCCGUCCUCGCGCUCCGCCACCACCGCGACAAGGUGCAGGCCCUCGCUUGGCACCCCGCAGAGCAGGCUCUCCUCCUGUCCGCCGCGUACGACGCGCGCGCCUGCGUCGCCGACGUCCGCUCGCCGGGUGCGGCGCGCAGCUGGCAGCUCGGUGUGGGGUCCGACCCCGAGGCGGUGGCGUGGGACCCGCACCGGCCGCACCUCUUCGUCGUCUCGAGCGAGGACGGCACCGUCCGCUGCUUCGACGCGCGCUCCGACGGCGAGGCUGUCUGGGACAUGCGCGCGCACCGCAAGGCGGCGAGCGCCGUCGACUUCAACCCGGCCGCCGCGGGCGUGCUCGCGACCGGCUCCGCCGACAAGACGGUCAAGCUGUGGGAUGUGAGCGGCGCGGAGCCGCAGCUGAUUGCCACAAAGGACCUCGAGCUAGGCAAGAUCUUCGACGUGAGCUUCUCGCCCGACACGCCGUCGCUGCUCGCGGCGGGCGGCUCGAAGGGGAAGCUCGGCGUGUGGAACACGCUCGAGCAAGAGGCGAUGCAGCAGCGGCUGCCCGACGCGCAGGCGGCGCUCGACGCGGACGGCAAGGUGCUGAGCGGCGCCGUCGCGGGGAUGGGCGAGCUCAACGUCAACAGCUCCGACGAGGAGAGCGACGCAGAGGAGGCGGGGCUGGCGGAGGAGGCGGAGGAGAGCGACGAGGAGGAGGGGCGGGAGGGGGAGGAGCGGCGAGACGAGGAGGGGGCAGGUCGGCGCGCCAAGUCGACCUCCUCGCGGUCGGUCGGUGCGCGCAGUCAGAAGAUGCGCGGGGCGGGAGGGCCGAGGGCAGGAGCGCACGGGGCGAGGGCGACCAAGGCGCGACCUCCCAAGGGGGGCUCGUGA
Emiliania huxleyi CCMP1516 is the source of this 1866-nucleotide messenger RNA. RefSeq lists its product as hypothetical. The transcript is spliced from 7 exons. Gene Ontology annotation, cellular component: nucleus. Gene Ontology annotation, molecular function: protein binding. The coding region runs from base 1 to 1866 and encodes 621 amino acids. Gene Ontology annotation, biological process: rRNA processing. The record is from RefSeq and is a predicted model, not a curated record. NCBI's taxonomy places the organism in Eukaryota, Haptophyta, Isochrysidales, Noelaerhabdaceae.